This is a messenger RNA of Pocillopora damicornis (cauliflower coral), 1141 nucleotides long. Its product is annotated as mediator of RNA polymerase II transcription subunit 9. Gene Ontology annotation, cellular component: mediator complex. NCBI's taxonomy places the organism in Eukaryota, Metazoa, Cnidaria, Anthozoa, Scleractinia, Pocilloporidae. Gene Ontology annotation, molecular function: transcription coregulator activity. Gene Ontology annotation, biological process: regulation of transcription by RNA polymerase II. The record is from RefSeq and is a predicted model, not a curated record.
AUGACAGCUGUGGUCAAUAUGGCUGCCAGUGAAUCUGAAGAAAUCGAUGUAGCGAAGGAGUUUAAUCUUCUCCCGAUAAUAUUCGAAACGAUUCAGGCACUGCAGAAGACAAACGAUCCCCAGGAGUUUACAAAGAAGGUUAAUGGUUUCCGUGCAAAGUUGCAACACUGCAGAGCAUUGUUAGACAAGAUACCUGGGAUAGAAAUGAGCUGUGAAGAGCAGAAGGAACUUUUAAUUAAGUGUAAAACCCAAUACACCGAAAAAUGUGAGCUGCUGAGAAAUUACAGAAAUCUACCAGUGUUUGCAGAAGCUUUUGUCAAGGAGACAAAAUAGUUAAAAUUUUUUGCUGUCAAAAAAACCAGUUGGAAGACACAGAGGUAAAAAAAAAACUGAGAAUGCCUUUGUGCUGUUGGAAAGAGACUUCAUUCCCUUGGAAUGAGAGAAAAUUCCUGCCUCUAGAGGUGGAGGUGGGGGUACCUGAUCAUUCUCUUUGUUAUCAGUUGGGGGAAUGUUUGCUUCACAAACUGUGAUUAACCCUGGUGUUUAUUAGACCAACCCUCAAUCAGACUGCACAGUCAACCUCUUAAUUGUAGACUUUCCAUUUUCACCAAUACUUUCACUCCUAAGCUUAUUCCAUAUGACAAACAGGUCUGAAAGAAAGGUCUUUCUGGAAAUCAGAUUGAAAUCACUUUCAAUAAAUUUUUGUCAAAAGUUAUAUAUUCUUAACUUUGAUCAAUUUCCCUUUUAAGCUUUGCCUUUUUUUAGAGUUUAACUAACAACCAAUGUUCUUCUUCAUUACUUUUAUUCACUCCAAAGAAAACAUUAUGUAAGUUGAAAUUGAUAGUACCACUGUGUUGACUGAGGAAGAAGUUAAUACAGAGACAAACUGAGGAACUAUGUAGAAUUUUCUCUUUUGAAAAGACGAUGUAAUAAUAACCAACUAUACUGAUCAUAUGUAGGUAUUGGUAACUUACUGCCAUUCUGCAAGCCCUAGAAACAUAUAUCUGUGUGCCUCCUUGAAUGUUUUGGGAAUGUCAUUCAUUUCACAAGUUUUUAUAAACAUCACUUUCUAUCAAAAAGGCAGAAGGAACAAGUCAUCAUGUUUUGUUAACUAAUAAAAUAUCUUUUGAAUUUUGCUCUU